Molecule: messenger RNA, 1419 nt
Organism: Dictyostelium purpureum
Lineage: Eukaryota; Evosea; Eumycetozoa; Dictyosteliales; Dictyosteliaceae
Exons: 1
Coding region: 38-1351 (437 amino acids)
Biological process (GO): arachidonate metabolic process
Cellular component (GO): membrane
Source: RefSeq, a predicted model, not a curated record
ACAAGUUGUUGAAAGAGAAGCUGACCUAUCAUCACUAAUGGGUUAUAGAGUAUUAUCGUUAGAUGGAGGUGGUGGAAUCCGUUCAAUUGUUCAAUGUGUUUUAUUAGACGAAAUAGAGAAACAACUAUAUGCAACCCCAAUAUCAGAUCUUUUCGACUAUAUGAUUGGCUCAUCAACGGGGGGUAUCGUUGCAUUAUCGUUAGCAACUACAAACAAAACCCCAUUACAAAUGGUAGAUUUAUUUGAUAAGAUUGCAAAAAAGGUCUAUAAAACAAAUACUUUAUAUAAAUUAAAUUGUAGAGCAAAUAAAUAUAGAAACCAAGAAAUGAUAAAACUAUUAUCUCAAACAGUAUCCACAAAUCCUGAAGAUGUAAACUCAUAUAAAAAAGUUAAAGUUGCAGUUACCUCAGUUUUAGAUGAGAGUUUUCAAUUAGGUAAUGAACAAAAAGAAACUUUAGACUAUAAUGAACAUAUCAAGCCAUGUAUAUUCCCAUUUUAUUUUAGAAUCCCAUCAAUAGAUAGUAUUAGUGAAGUCCGUAAUGCUUCAAUAUUAGAUGCAGGUUUAGCAACAUGCGCAACACCAUCAUUCUUUCCAUCAUUUAAACUUGGUAACAACAAAUACAGAGAUGGUGCAUUAUUAAACAAGAAUCCUUGCAAUAUAGCUCUAUCAGAAACAAAACAACUAUGGAAUGAAAACAAUAUGGAUAUUUUUUUAUCAUUGGGUACCGGUACAACAUUUAAAGAUAGCAAUAUAUUAAAUAAUUUAAAUAACAAUAAUAAUACAACUCACAAACAAAAUAAUGGGUCUAUAUCAGCUUCGCAAUCAUUCAUUAGUUCAGAAUCAGAAGAAACAUAUGGUGGAAUGAUAAGAGAAAACCAAUGGAUGAACGAUAUAUCAUUUAGAUUAAAUCCAGAACUAUCGAAACAUAUAUCAUUAGAUUCAUCAGAUGAAAGCUCAAGAAACUUACUAAAGAAUGAAUCAAGAAGCUUUAUUUUAAAUAAUCAAAUAUUCAAUAACCUUUGUAGUAAAUUAUUAUCCUCACUGUUCUAUUUAGAUAACGUUGAAAUUGACAAAUCAUCCAAUCAAGUAAGAGGUAUCAUAAAAUGUAGAUUAAAGAAUGUUCCUUCUCCAAUUGUAAAUCAAUUAAAUAUUAAAAGCUUUAUCACAGAACAAUGCGAUAUUGAAUUAUUAGAUAUUAAUUUAACACCAUUUUCAAUUCCAUUUAAAAUAACAUCGCCACCAAUCAAUAAUGAAAUAGAUAUCAAAUGUAAUCUAGUUUGUCUAAAUGGUAGAGUUAAUAACACUUCAAUUUCAGGUUCUCCUUUUAAUUUAAAAAAAUUAAAUAAAUAAAAUUUUAUUGUUAUUUUAAUCUAAAAUUUCUUUUAGGUUUUAUUAUAUAAUUAUUAUUUUAUUAAUAC